Messenger RNA from Mauremys reevesii (Reeves's turtle), 1773 nucleotides. It is a transcript of the gene RNF126, whose product is annotated as ring finger protein 126. Gene Ontology annotation, molecular function: ubiquitin protein ligase activity. The record is from RefSeq and is a predicted model, not a curated record. The coding region runs from base 207 to 1148 and encodes 313 amino acids. The transcript has 9 exons. NCBI's taxonomy places the organism in Eukaryota, Metazoa, Chordata, Testudines, Geoemydidae. Gene Ontology annotation, biological process: protein ubiquitination. Gene Ontology annotation, cellular component: cytoplasm.
CCUCUGGCUCCCAGAGGCCCCGCCCUCAAGCCUCUCAGCAGCUCCGCCCUUCACUCCUCUCCCGCCCCGAGUCGCAGCGGCUCCGCCUCAUCUCGAUCCGCGUUUCCGCCAGUCCCACCGCGAGCCCUUUUCGUGCCUGCUCGGCUGCCGUAGCCGCGCCGUGCGUCGCCCCCGGCCGGGCGGGGCGGCGUGGCGGGCGGGGAAAGAUGGCGGAGGCUUCCCCGCAGCCGGGGCGGUAUUUCUGCCACUGCUGCGCGGCCGAGAUCGCUCCGCGCCUGCCGGAUUAUAUUUGCCCAAGGUGUGAAUCUGGUUUUAUUGAAGAACUUCCGGAGGAGCCCAGGAAUGCCGAGAAUGGUUCCAGCUCUUCCGCAUCGACCAGCGAUCAGAGCAGGCAUCCAUUCGAGAACGUGGAUCAGCACUUAUUCACCUUGCCACAGGGCUAUGGCCAGUUCGCCUUCGGGAUUUUUGAUGACAGCUUUGAGUUUCCUGCCUUUGGGUCCAGUGGCCAAUCUGAAGACAACAGGGACUCCGAGAACCGGCGGGAGAGAGAACACCAGUCUCGGCACAGAUAUGGCGCAAGGCAGCCCCGAGCCCGUCUCACUGCGCGGCGUGCCACUGGCAGGCACGAGGGAGUCCCGACUCUGGAAGGAAUUAUACAGCAGCUGGUCAAUGGCAUUAUUGCACCUACAACAAUACCAAACCUAGGACUAGGCCCUUGGGGAGUCUUGCAUUCGAAUCCAAUGGACUAUGCCUGGGGUGCCAAUGGCUUGGAUGCAAUUAUUACACAGUUAUUAAAUCAAUUUGAAAACACUGGCCCCCCUCCAGCAGACAAAGAGAAGAUCCAAGCGCUCCCCACCGUUCAGAUAACAGAGGAACACGUAGGUUCCGGGCUCGAGUGUCCUGUAUGUAAAGAGGAUUACACACUCGGUGAAAAUGUCCGGCAAUUACCCUGCAAUCAUCUAUUCCACAACGGGUGUAUAGUCCCUUGGCUGGAACAGCACGACACAUGCCCCGUGUGCCGGAAAAGUUUAAGUGGACAAAACACAGCCACGAAUCCCCCAGGACUCACAGGGAUGAAUUUCUCCUCCUCCUCGUCUUCCUCUUCCUCCAGCUCUCCAAGUAAUGAAAACUCGUCAAACAACUCAUGAAUCCUAGCCCAGCCCCGGCCCGCGUUCCCUGUCCAUAGCCCUUCCUCCCUAGCCAACAUAAGCAACUAAGGGCCUUCCGGAGCGGAGCAAGGGGGGGGACUGAAACCCAGCAAUUCCCUCAUGAGGCCCCUGGUUCUUCAGAGACGAGACACCUCAGUGGGGGGAAGUUCUCUGAAUUCAUCGCGUCGCCGCGUGGACUCUUAAAACUGCCGUGAAAGGCCGUUAAGCUUCACCAAUUGGAAACCCAAGGUGCUGAGCGAUUGGCUGCGACUCCAGCUGGGGGAAGGUGGCUUGUAUGGUUUUGAGAUUCCGCUCUUUAUAUUCUGCCCCCCCCCCCCCGCUCCUCCCUCCCUUAUGCUUUGAAGUUUUGAACCUUUAAAAUGACAAUGUAACAAAAUCUGGUUUGCGCCGAGGAUUUCCAAGUGGGGAGGGCGAGUGAGGGUCGGGGAGUUGCCAGAGAAGAUGUGAACUCUUGGAAUAGACGAGCUAUCCCUCCCUCCCUCCCCUCCCACAGUCCCUUUUUGUUUUCUUUAUAACUUCACCCUUCUCAUAGUCAACACCGAAAGGGUUUUUAUAAUUUUAAAUUAUUACUGCUGUUAAAUAAAUGGACAUUUCAGCUCAACAA